UCGGCGCAUGCAGAGUUCAGUCAGAGUGCACUGCUGACGUGCAGGGUUAAUGUAUAAUUUUUGAGACAAGGGGACCUAUGAACUGUAAGCUCAAUGUGCUGUAGUAGCCCUCAAUCCACAAGUUCAAUAUCAUCGCGUCCCGUCUGUUAACACACACAUCGUUCUUGCGGUCUCGACGCCGCUGCAGUGUGCUCGGUUCAUUUCUCCUUUGCCGUUUGGUGGCCGUUGGUUGCAGUAGAUCUAGGAUUGCACCGUUUUUAGUCAACAGGCGUUUUGGAAUUAAAAACCUCUGGAAUUGAAAAACGUUACAGGAAACAUUUCUCACUAUCGACGACAGCUAUCAGAUUAAAUCAUGCAGGAUCCAGAUGCAUCAAUGGUAGAUAGGCAUGAGGACACAGAGCGUCUCCCCAUGACCACUGGAGUGUCGAGUGGUUUGUCACGACUCUUGCAGGAUUCACCAACUGGACCCUCAUCAGUGGAACGACCAACCGCUGCAGAGACAACGCGAGAUACGGUGUGUUCACGGUCGAUCAUCGACCAAUCCAUUGCUGCUACAUGUCCGUGUCGAACCCCCGUCUUGCUUGAUAUGUCACGUUGCGAUCAGACGGACUUGGAACUUUUAGACUGGCUGAAUAAAUCAGUCACUCUUGUCAAAACUGUACCUGGGCUGUCCUCCCUACCUCCCGCUGACCGCACCCUACUAUUAUCUGCUGCUUGGAAGGAGUUAGUUAUCCUUUACAUGGCACAGAGCCAUUUUAACUUUGAAUUCCUCAUACCCCAGAGUGGCCUAGAUGAAUUGGCUCAGAAGCUUUCUGGUCCUGGAACAAUUCCUAUUCGACACGGUCAGUGUUGUAUACACUGGAGCUGGAUUGAAGGGAUUCCAACUCUAAGGAGCGUAGAGCAACUCAGGUUUAUCUUGCAUAAGUUCCGGGAGAUUCGACCAGAUGGCAAGGAGUAUGCAUUACUUCGGGUGCUGCUAUUAUUCAAUGCAGAUCUUCGCGGUCUGACGAGCUCUACGUCUGUUGAAGCAGCCAAUGAAAGGAUACACACAGCCUUGAUGGAAUACGAGAACACCUGCUAUCCGCGUGAUCCACUACGUCUAUCCCAUCUACUGCUCUUACUCCCUGGUGUCCGUGGGUUCAGCACCAAGGUAUUCGAGAACCUCUUCUUCAAACACCUGACGCGAGAUAUGAACGUUGAGGGUGUCCUUGCUGAGAUGUUACGAGAUUGAUGACAAAGAGCAUAUUAUUAUCUAAGAUAAGCGUACAAUACCAAAGUGUGUCGAACAAUAAAUAUGUACGAUGGAAAGAAAUAUACUGAAAUUAUUUUUUUGAAAUAACAAAAGAAGCACUGGGGAGUAAAUUUACUAAUUGUUUUUAAAGUAAAUUUAACGUAAAUUUGCUGGUUUGGAACCUCUUGUGACGCCACAUUCCCAUGGUGCGCCGGGGUUCGAGCGGUUUUACCAAAUCUAUUUUAACUGUGUUGUUUUCAAUGAACUUAGGUUCUCUCUCAGUGUUAACCUGAAAACCCGUUGGGACAAGCAGUUUCUUGUGUAUUCUUUACAAAUCAACAGCAACUUUCAAAGUACGUAUAGAUCUUACAAUUAUUGUUCUAUCAUUCAGUUAUAAUUAAUAUUGAUAACAGCUUGGUAUACGUUUUGACCAGGGCCCAUUUUCAUAAAGCUGUUCAGCAGAAAAUACUGCUUAAAAAUGUCUUUGCUAUGCAAAAAUUGA
Asterias rubens (European starfish) is the source of this 1733-nucleotide messenger RNA. RefSeq names its product nuclear receptor subfamily 0 group B member 2-like. The record is from RefSeq and is a predicted model, not a curated record. The coding region runs from base 353 to 1231 and encodes 292 amino acids. The transcript is spliced from 3 exons. Lineage: Eukaryota; Metazoa; Echinodermata; Asteroidea; Forcipulatida; Asteriidae. Gene Ontology annotation, biological process: negative regulation of transcription by RNA polymerase II. Gene Ontology annotation, molecular function: transcription corepressor activity; transcription factor binding. Gene Ontology annotation, cellular component: cytoplasm; nucleus.